GUUCAAGGUAUUAAAAUGAAACAUUCCAUACAUGGCUAGCUUAACUGGAUAAAAGCAGACGAUGAAUACCAGUUUGAUACAUUGAACAGACCACUAGCAGGAUAAAACUGGUUUUAGCUGGUGUUGUGCCAUGGUUUAAGACAGCUAGGUGAUAACUAAUUGGUGAAAAUCUUCAAAAUGGUUACACAGACAGAAUCUGAAGAGUGUGAACCUAAGCAAAUGGUACAUGUUGGUAUUCAACAAAAUUCUCAUAUAUUACCGCCUCCUGAUCCAGGAUUUAGUUCAGGAUAUACGUCAUUAUAUUCUACUGAUGACGUAAACAUGACAUCAUACUUGUCUCCUAAUGAUUUACAAGUAGCCCAUGGUAUUAGCCCGUCUACAAUAUCAGAAGAAACUAUGAUACUAUUAAAUGAACAGACUAACCCAAUUCAACAGGAAUAUCCAUGUUCAGGUGAACUAAUUGACGAUAAUAUAAUAACCAAUGGUCUUGAUAACCAACAUCUGAACAUCAACAUAGAACAAUGUGGAUCAAGUUUAUAUACUGUUGACAUGGUGAAUGGUAACAUUAGCAAUGACUAUAAGGAGCCGAAUCUCACAUUCGCAUUAACCAACGUUGACAAUUAUCAUGUUGCUGAUGACGUUUAUUAUGAGGAUAACGUAAACGGCAAUUGGAAUGAUAAUAUUCUAGUUAGUAGCGAUAAUCUCAGUCAAGAUUCUUCUAUAGCCUAUAUCCCAUUGGAAAAUCUCAGUCAAGAUUCCUCCAUAGCUUAUAUCCCAUUGGAAAAUCUCAGUCAGGAUUCUAUAGGCGAUAUCCCAUUGGAAAAUCUCAGUCAAGAUUCCAUAGGCGAUAUCCCAUCGGAUACAUUUGACAACACUGAAUAUAUGGAUACAGUAUCUAGUGUUGAUAGUAGUAAAUAUCUCAUCUCUAUCAGCGAUGAAAGUGAAACAUAUUCUCACCAUGAAGUGUCUGUAGCAAAUGAUGAAUCACAUAUUAAAGAAACGACUUCUAAAUGUGAGAUUUUAACUCUACUAGAUAUGACAGCAUUAGAUCUAGAAACUCAGACAAUCCAUGAUAAACAAGAAUUUAUCGACCCCCUUAUCCAUUCUGUUCCGGAUAUCUCUAAAUUUGGCGCAUUACAUCAUGCAGGUUCCAUGUUUUUCAAUGACCACAAAUCUUCCCAACCGUUACUGUUUCCUGGAUUUGGUGAUAAAGAUAUAAUUAGCGAUGGUACGUCACCAGAUAAUGAACUGAUAAAGAAAAUAUGCAAUUCAGAAGAUAUUAUACCCAGCAACAAAUACAUGAGAAGUCUUUUAGCAAUUGGUAUUGCUUUGGCCUUUAUGAACAUUGCUAUUGGAUCGGUGCGUAAUCUUCAGAGUAGCAUUAACCAUGAAGGAGGUGUUGGUAUGAUCUCACUCAUCUGUAGUAAUGUUAUGUUUAUGGUAGUUAGUAUAUUCAGCUCUGUCAUCGUCCAGCACGUUCAACCUAAAAAGUGUUUCUUGUACAGCUUAAUUCCACAAUUAUUAUAUAUUAUCUGUAAUAUAUACCCUAAUAUCUGGUUGAUGGGGAUUACCUCAGGUCUUCAGGGAUUCUCUCUAGCUAUAUUGUGGAAUGCAAUGAGCACGUACGUGACAUGUUUAGCCCGUGGACAUUCUGUUAAACACCAAGAAGACUUCGAUUCAGUUUCCUCCAAAUAUUUUGGAAUAAUAUGUUUUUUCUGGCAGGCCUCGAUGAUCUUUGGUAAUCUUAUCGCUUCCGUGGUACUCAUGACCAACAAAGACUCGACAACUGUGGAUGGAAUCGUACCAAUAAAUGUACAAAAUACGUCAUAUCCAUACGAUGUAAAUAAUGUAACGUCUAGUGAUUAUAACAAUGUCAGUUCCACAUGCCAUCUCCACCUGUGUGGUUCCUCACACUGCCAUUACUAUGAAAUGCCGACUGCUGAAACUCCCGUCACAGAUAUGACUAAGUAUAUUUUAUUCAGUGUAUAUGGAGUAUUUGUGAUAAUUGCUGUGGUUGUAACUGCCUUUUGGUUGGAACCAUUAAACAAAGAUAUAGUAUGCCGAUCGGUUUUAACAUUCAAAAUAGUGGACACUCGUCUCAAAGCAGUUUUUAAAUUUCUCAUCACCCCCCAGUUCCUGUUUCUGGUGCCAUUGUUUCUCUACAGUUCUAUGGAAGUAGGAUUUGCUACCGCCGACAUGCUCAAGGCCUUUGUAACGUGUCCAUUGGGUAUUCAUAUGGUGGGCUAUACUAUGGUAUGUCUAGGAGUAUGUGCUAGCAUAGGAUCUUAUUUAACCGGAGCACUAAACAAAUUAGUUGGGAGAACAGCGAUACUUUGUUUUGCAUCUGUUGUUAACCUGGGAUUGUUAUUGUUUAUGGCUCUAUGGAAACCCGACCCUGCCAAGCUUUAUGUUUAUUUCUUACUAAUGGGUGGUUGGGGUCUGGCAGAUGGUAUAUGGUUAUCCCAGACAACGGCGUUGGUUGGUGUGUUGUUCCCUGACAAUUAUGAAGAAGGUUAUACCGGCUUACGAAUUGUUCAGGGGUUAGGUAUCACUAUAUCUUUUAGUUACGCUCAAGGCUUCUGUAUGAUGACCAAAAUUUACAUACUUGGCUUUGCGUGUGUGGUUGGUAUGCUCGGUUAUUUUUUGUCAGAAUUUUAUAGAGCACGUCACAUUCCUAGAACAAAGAAGUUGGAUGUCGAGAUAGUUUAAAUUCUUCAUGAUGGUAUAGAACAUUGUCUCCUUUCAAGAUCUUUAUUUUUAUUUUAUUUUAUUUUUUUUGAAAUCCUGCAUCUUUUUUUUUUUAAAGGUGAAUAUUAAACAUAUCGUACGUUUUAUUUUUUUUUUAUAUAGUUAUAUAUGUUUUAUUUUAUUGUUAUACAAUAUUAAAGAUAAUUAUGGGUAAUUUUAUUACUUUAUUUACCGGUAUUUUGUCACGUGCUAAAAUCACCUGUUAUAUUUGAAUAGUUAUGAAAGGGUAACAGCUAUAAAGGCCGAGUCGUGUGCCAAAAAAGAAUCUAAAAAGAAAAAAAAGAAAAAAAACCUCAAAAAGGAAGUAAUAAAAUUAAUCCUAAAGGCCGAAAUUGCCAAUACCUGGGUAUUAAAAUGCACAGUGGGCAUAAACCGACCGACUUGCUCUUUAUGACCUUUUAGGUUUAUAAUGAUGUUAAUGUUACCUCCUCAUACUAUAUAUAUACAACGCUUUCGUUUUUGAAGGUUUUAUUAUUUAAUGCUAUGCAUUAUUCCUAUUAUAUAAAUAUGUGUGUGUUUGUUUACCGGACUUUUUAUCUAGUGCAAUUGUUAAUAGUUAUAGCUUACCAUGGCCACUGUGUAGUUAUAGCCUACCAUGGCGGCUACUGUGUAGUUAUAGUCUACCAUGGCGGCUAAUGUAUAGUCAUAAUCUAGCAUGGCGGCUAGUGUAUAGUUAUAGUCUACCAUGGCGACUACUGGGUAGUUCAUUUUAUAUAUAUAUAACAUACACAAUGUUACAUCUAUCAUAUAAAAAUUGAGUGUGGCAAUAUAUUUUUAAUUUUAAUUUUCUUCAAAGAUGCAGUAUGUAAGAUCUAGAUAAAGAGCUGACAGUGCUCGCUAUAAUAGUUAAAAGAUAGAUAAUGAUAAGGGAAUAUGUUAAAAGUUUCUGUCAAAUUACUGGGCAUUAGAAGAGCAGUGUUGACUCGAUUGCCAUUGCUACCGUUGUUACUACAAUAAACAAAGUCGUUAUUCUCCAUUUUUUCAUUAAAUCAUUAAAGCUACAAUUUCAUAUUUUUAAGUUAUAUUUUUAAUAUUUAUUAAAAUAAAGCCCUAAAAUAGAUGGUAUCCAUAAACCGUCCUACCUUGUUAAAGAAUAAUCCUAUUAAUCCUAUAAUUCACUAUUGCCAGCUGAGAAAUUGGCAAAAAUAUCAUUUUCAACUUCAAAUUCCAACGUUUCAAGGUAGCUAAUGCAUGGAGGCAAUAUGAAAACAAGGGAGGUAAUUGUGUUAUUAUUUCCUGUGUCAAUGAUUUUUAAGGGUGGGAAAUAAUGCCCAUGGUCGUAUAAUAGUGAGUUGAUAACCUAUUGAGCAAAUGACAUAGAAAUAAUUAUGUUUUGACUUUCUUAGAAAAUAUGAAAUUCUCGCUUUAAGGUCAAAAGAAAGAUCUGCAUUCAGGAAAUUUAGCUCUUACAUAAUGCAUCUUCAAGAGAUCAAUAAGUUUCACUAUAAAUCUAUAAACAUUGUUCAACGACAGUGAUACAUUGUUCGCGCAAUUCGAGUAUGUAUAUAAAUAUUGCUCGAAUAUCAAUAGGUAAAAGCAUCUCGGCACAAUCCUUAUUUAAAUACAGUGGUUGUGUUCUGAGACAAAAUAUGUUAUUGAUGAUGAUUGUGUUUAUUAGGGUUUCACACUUCGAAGCUUGUAUGAAACAUUGUUGUUUUUGUUGUGAUUAUUUUUUACCCCAUAUCUCAAAAAGUACUAAUUCUUUGGCAUACUGUUCUUACAGUAUGUCAGAAUUUAAACCUCCUUCUUUUAUCCGUUUUAUUUUUGGCACAUCUUCGCAAUUAUUUUGUGCCAAUGAUCGAAAUUUUACAAACAUAUUAUUGAUAUUUUGUAUGAUAUUUUACAAUAUGUGGUGUGGUGACCGGAAUGUAAACACAGUUUGUUCUCGUUUAUUUCUCUUAUCCACAACUUGUUUAACGAGUUACGUGGUACAGAGUGUAAAUGUCUUUAUUACCGAAAAUGUAUUCGUUCGACAUGCAUUUAUUAUGGACAAUCCAACCGGACUACUUAGCUACUGUGAACUAUUUAAUUAUUUAUACUCGGAAUUUUCAUAAACAUAUAUCAUAUAUAAUUAUUAUAUAAGAUCAAGAGUAAAUCAAAACUUUGUUUCUAAUUUCUUCAGUUUCCAAGAAAUAGUCAACGCGCUUUACAAGUGAAAGGUAACAAAACAGCGCGAACGGAAAUCCGGGAAAAAUGAUCUUUUUAAAAAAUGAAUUAUGUUGUUUAUAUUGUUAAGACGAGGAAUUCUAUUGAAUUUUUUAAACGCUGUAGCAAUAAAAGUUAUCAUAUGGGUAAUAUUAAAAUUUGCGAAACGAAGGAGCCCAUUCUACUUCAACAAUUUCCGUUAAUUUCUUUAGGGUUCGUCUAACCUCUUGGGUUUUCUCCGGGUCUUCCGCUUUCAUAAUAUUGCUAAAGACCCCUACGAGCAACCGAAUUAUUGAAAUAAAAGUGAACAACAUGUUACUUUUGAAUUGAACUAAUUUGUGUCGACUGGAUGUUACCCCCCCCCCCCCUCUCUCUUUCUUUCUCUCUCUCUCUCUCUCUCCAACCUGUGGGUUAAUCUUUCGUUGCCUGGCAACGACCCUUUUUGUUAAUCAAACCGAUUGAACACUCAACAACAAAAAAAAAAAUCAUCUGUAAAGCCUGCAUAGUUGUAUUUUUAUGCAGUUAUAUACACAAAUAUUGAUAUAACUUCAUGUUUUUUUUAUGUAUAUAGACAUUCCCCUGUGCCAUACCCAUUUUAACGUUAUGUCAUGGACCAUUGUACAUAUCUACAUAUUUUUUUAUCGUGUAUGUUUAUAUAUAUUUAUUUAUACACACUAUUAAAAUCAAAUUAUUUUUCUUC
Messenger RNA from Patella vulgata (common limpet), 5593 nucleotides. RefSeq names its product protein unc-93 homolog A. The transcript has 5 exons. Lineage: Eukaryota; Metazoa; Mollusca; Gastropoda; Patellidae. Bases 178 to 2709 code for a protein of 843 amino acids. The record is from RefSeq and is a predicted model, not a curated record.